AUGGCAAGAUACGCAGGGUCCAAAAUCGUUCUCUUGGCUACGAUGGCAAUGGGUUUGGGAUUUGCAAACUCCCAACAAGCCUCCAACUUCGACGUGCCGACUCAAGUCGCGGAAUCGCACUCUUGUGACGCCGUAUGCCAACAAAUAAUAGCCCAGAUGAAUGUUCUAGACUUAGGAACUUUCGGAACAAACUUCGACUUCAACUUCUACGCAACUGCUGCCAACUUUUUCGAAUCGAAGCCCGGUGAUCUACUCAAGGUAUUGCCUCUUAGCAAUUCCUCUGUCAUCUCCAAUGCCCCCGAAGGUGUAACAGCAUACAAGUUCCAGUACACAUCCGCAGCGUUGGAUGGUACACUUGUCCCGGUCACAGGGCUGAUUGCUUUGCCCCCUGCUGCAAACGAUUCGCGAUCUAACCUCGUCGCAUUCGCUCAUGGAACAACCGGCCUCUACCGAGGCUGCGCCCCCUCGACGUAUACUCGGCUUUUCAAUGACGAUGGGUGGCCGAGAGCUGUCGCAGCUGGCUAUGCAGUCGUAGUGUCCGACUUUGCUGGGCUUGGAAAUAACUACACAGAGCAUUUGUAUCUCAGCAAGGCACAGGCAAACGACGUCUACUACUCUGUCCUGGCGGCACAGAAGGCCUUCCCCCAACAACUGUCACAUAAAUGGGUUUCUCUAGGCCAUUCCCAAGGUGGUGGUGUCACCUGGCAGCUCUCAGAACACAAGCUCGUCCAGGAUGUCAGUAGUGGUUACCUCGGGGGUGUGGCAGUGGCUCCGCCAACCAAGCUCAGUGAUCAAUUUCAAUCUGCUCUGAGGAACCUCCAAAGCAACGCCAGUACUGCCGAUCAGAUUCAAACCUUCUUGACAACCAUCCCGCCGACAACUCUUGGUCUCCAGAGAUACUUCCCUGGCGAUUACGAUGCACCCUUACUGACGGAGAAGGUCAAGCAAAGGAUCGAGCUGGCAGGCAUUGGCCAGCUCUGUCUUUACGCUCUUGGUGGUCUCAUGCUGGACCUCACUCCCAACGACGUAUUCCUGAGUCUGAGUAACACAGAAGAUUCUCAGAUGCAGAAAUUCCAGGCUCUUAAUUCUCCAGCCCAGGGAGACCCUGCUGGGAAACCUCUGCUCGUCAUCCACGGGUCUUCGGAUAUUCUGGUGAGCCCAGAGUCUUCCAAAGCUUCUUUUGACGCCUCUUGCGGCUACGGCAAUAUCCUUCAUCGAACAGUUUACGAGGGACGAGACCACGGCUCAGUACUUAGGGACAGUUCUACCGAGUGGAUUCAGUUUAUUGCGGACCGUUUCGCCGGGAAGGACUUUGGGUCUACGUGUACAGAAUCUGUUGUGGGAGGUACUGAGUUGUAG
Messenger RNA from Clonostachys rhizophaga, 1359 nucleotides. Lineage: Eukaryota; Fungi; Ascomycota; Sordariomycetes; Hypocreales; Bionectriaceae. The record is from the annotation of a GenBank genome assembly.